UACUCCGCCAUUACCUGGUUCUCCCUGGCCAGAGCCACCCUUCCCCAACAACGAAGAGACGCCCUUGUUUUAGCCUGGUCUAUCCGUACAGCGAGCGCAUUUCCCUCCCGGUUUAUCGCCCUGGCCGAUCAUAACACGCGCGACAAUACACCUCCCAAACAUGGAGCUGUAGUAUUCGCUGUUGCUGCUUCUGCCGCCGUUCCAACAUUUUUAGUCAUUCGUGGCCGACCCCGUUUGACACCAGUGCGAGCUAGUCGCUAGCCAUUGGCCGCGUGGCCGAGUCUGUGUUUCCCGAUACUUCCGCACUGGUCCGCCUCGACGCCGUAAACGACGGUAGCCCGUCCUGCUCGGCAAGAUGCCCGCCGUCAAUGUGGCUAUGGAGAGGAGCUUGAGGGAGGGGUUUGUGCAAUUACUGGUGGCGAGUCUGCGACCGGCAAUACAAAAAAGAGACAUACAGGGCCAGGUCAACGAUGUCAAGACGGCUUUUUCCAGCUGGGAUAAUUGCAUGAAGGCAACUUACUGCAAGUGGCCCGUCAUCGCGGUUAUCAUAGUCGGCGGAUUAUUCCUCAUUUCCAUCAUUUGGUGCGUAGCUCGGUGCCUCUGCUGCGGCCUCUCGUGUUGCUGCGAAUGUUGCCAGUGUCUGAAGUGCUGCGGCAACUGCUGCGGAUGCUGUGAUCCUCCAAAGGGCAGUCGCGCAAAGUACCUCGACGAGCCGUACGUCCCUCCCAACAACCAAUACAAAUCCCAGCCGCCCAUGGACCCGGGCUUUGCUCGAGCCGCAGCGAUCCCACCGCCAGCGCGGGCUGCGGCAGUACCAGAGCCGCCGCAAUAUGCCGAGUUCGAUGUCAGCAAGAAGACCGCGGCGCCCGUCAACGAGGAUGCGUUACCCGAAAUGCCCAGUUGGGAAGGCGCAGGGAGCAAAAAGGUUCUUCUCGAAGAAGAUGCUGUCGAAAUGGACACACUAAAGAAACCCGAGGCCAGUGUCCAGAACGCAGCACUCGCAGGAACCGCCGCUGCUGGAGCGAUAGCAGGGCCUUCGAGUCCUGCUCCCUCUCCCGUCGUACGAAGCCCGUACGGGCCGCCGACCGGUAUCCCGGGCUCCAAUGGAUACUUCCCUCCAGCGCCGGUUGAGGUCGAUGCGUAUUCCCAGCAUACUGGGCACAUGGACGGGUACCAGCAACCUGGAGCGGCCUACAGCCAAGCCUCGAUUCCCGUAGACCAAGGAUAUGGAGUGGCCGGAGCGGCGGUCAUGGGCCCUGGAAGGAGGUCACCGCGUGCCUACAACGACGCCGGUUACAACAACGGAGUCUAUGGGCAGGGCCGGGGCUAUGGCCCGCCGGCUCGGCAAGGCAGCUACGACACCCGACAAGAGCCGUACGACAAUUACGGGUCUCAAUCUCAAGGAAGUCAAGGCUACGGGGUCGGGGCGGCUCGUCGGUCUCCGCAAUCCCCGUAUGAUGCUCAGCAGAGCACCCCAUACCCUCAGGACCUUAUCCAGCCACCCCCCGCCGCGCGGGCCGACUAUGGUGCUCAGGGAGACUACCAUUCACAGUCAAACUAUCACCAGGCUGACUACUCGGCCCUGGACGAUGCGUAUAACAGCUACGACUCCCGCCCAGCGACUGGGCGACAGUAUUCGUCCGACUCGACCCGCCCGCUCCAAGCGCCGUCUUCUACCUCCUCUCAGCGCCAGCAACAACUGCAGCCCCAACAGUACGCCCAUGAGAUGCCGGCCAACGAAACCGGUAGCUUUGAUUUCGACCCAACGGCUUAUUCCCGUCCAACCCCGGGUCCGGCAGCAAACGCAAACGCCGGCGGAUACCGCCAGCCCAGCCCGAUCCAAUUGCAACCGCAGGGUGCCGCCGCGUCAAGCUACCAAGGUUACCAGCCGUACCAGCCCCCUUCCCAACGGCAACAGCAAAACAGCAGCUGGGGCAGGGCACAAUGAAGUGCUCGCAUAGAAAAAAGGGCAGAUAAGAGGGCGCAUUUGUUUUACACUCAUAUAGAUGGUUUUCGCCUCUCAUUAUGGCUUAAUUUUGAAGGCCUUGGCUUGGCUUGGACUGUUGUUUUUACACGUUAG
Molecule: messenger RNA, 2080 nt
Organism: Lasiosphaeria miniovina
Lineage: Eukaryota; Fungi; Ascomycota; Sordariomycetes; Sordariales; Lasiosphaeriaceae
Exons: 2
Coding region: 356-1948 (530 amino acids)
Cellular component (GO): plasma membrane; cellular bud neck
Source: RefSeq, a predicted model, not a curated record